Engraulis encrasicolus (European anchovy) is the source of this 3101-nucleotide messenger RNA. RefSeq names its product receptor for retinol uptake stra6-like. Gene Ontology annotation, molecular function: retinol transmembrane transporter activity; signaling receptor activity. The transcript has 17 exons. The record is from RefSeq and is a predicted model, not a curated record. NCBI's taxonomy places the organism in Eukaryota, Metazoa, Chordata, Actinopteri, Clupeiformes, Engraulidae. Gene Ontology annotation, cellular component: plasma membrane. Gene Ontology annotation, biological process: vitamin A import into cell. The coding region runs from base 1 to 2016 and encodes 671 amino acids.
AUGAAUGGCAGCGAGCCGGAGCCGGAACCUGUCAACUACUAUGACUACUCCGACUGGUACACGGAUAACUUGGAGCCCACCAAGAGCCCACCGGUGGAAAUUGUGGAGCCAUGUGACCCCACAGCUGACGAUCAGCUCUUCCACAUAUGCAUAGCAGCCGUAUCGCUAGUUGCAGUGUUGGUCUUGGCUGCCAUUCGCCACAAGACAACACUUCAGAACUUCAGGCGAGGGGCUCCCAGCGUCCUCAAUGCCCUGAACUUCCUGGACCACACCCAGAACAGAGGCGUGGCCAUCGCUGUCUUCACACUGCUCUUCUGCAAGCUGUGUGUGCUGGUCCUUCAUCCUGUCCCUCUGCCUCUCUCUAAAGACAACACACCAGCCCUCAAAGAGCUAUGGAAGAUUAUUGCAAUUUUCUACUACCCGAUCCUCUACUACCCUCUGCUGGUAUGCGGCACCCUCCGCAGCAAGAUUGGCUAUGUGUUUGGCACAAUGCUGGCAUGGACACACCUGGUCGUCCUAUGCUGGCAGAAGAUUGACUGCCCCAAAACUCCAGAGAUGUAUAAGUACUACUCCCUGCUGAACACACUGCCUCAGAUGGCUUGCUUUGCCUACCUCGGUAUCACGUAUCCUCUGCUUUUCCUAACUUCAUCAGAUGUUCAGGAUAAAUACAAAGAGGACGUAGACGAUAACUAUUACAAGACGUAUGUGAAGUCUCUCCUAAAGAAAAGACCAGCCAAAACAAGCCCAGCGAGCAAAGACACCACCACACUGAAAGACAGAAUCAUUGAUAAAGUCAAGUCAUACAUGUACAGGCCAGAGGAUGAUUUCCUAUUGCCAUUGAAACUUGUCAUCUCUGGAGCCGUGUCAUUCAUGGCCAUCUACCAGGUGAUGCUGCUGCUGAUUUGCUCUGUGAUCCCCAUCCUCCACAUCGUGCGUGCCGGCAUCAAUGAGGACAUCGCCUUCCUCCUGCUGGGCUUCAACAUCAUCCUGCACGAGGACCGGAUGGAGGUGGUCAAGAUCGUCAUCCACUACACCUGGUGCCUGGAAAUUUGCUACAUCUGUGCUGCAACUCUGUCUGCUAUGGUUUCGCUUGUCAUGCUUUCAAGGUCUAUGGUUUUACACAGGGAUAAUCUGAAAGUGUUGUACAAGGGAAGUAUCUACAAUGAAUUCAACAUCAGGAGGAAAAGUCGUGUCUCCCAGUUCAGUGUUGUGCACUGGAUGGGCUUCGUUGGAUCUCAAGCAGCAGUUGUAUGCCUUGCCAUGGCUAUCCAGACGCUGGUCUUCUUCUUUGGUUUCCUGGUUCUUGUCUUCCUGGUCUUCAUCCCCAUCCUCUACGGACAGAAUCUCAUCUUCCUCCAGAUUAUCGGCAUGCUGUGGCCUCUGUGGCUGCUGCUGUUCCUGAUUGUGGCCGUUCAGCAUGCUGCUGCUCACUUUGCCUUUGUCAAGAAAGACGCUGGGACCAGGAAUCUGGAAAACAGGUCUGCGUUGUUCCUGCUGUCCUACAUGCUCUUCCUGAUGAACAUCGUGGUGGGGAUGGUGGUGGGCCUCCUGAGGAUGGCCGUCACCGCCAUGUUCAACAUCCUCCACUUGGGCCGCCUGGACAUCAGCCUGCUCAACCGAGCGUCGGAGAACUUCGACCCAGGCUACCUGUGCUACAGCCGCUUCCUGAAGCUGGAGGUGAGCCAGACUCACCCGGUGAUGAAGGCCUUCUGUGGCCUGCUGCUCAGCACCAGCGGCCUGGAGUGGAGCGGGGCCGGACACAAGAGCAAAGAUGCAGAGGAAGCAUGUACCACGCAGCCAGGCAUUCCCAUGGUGGAUAAGAAGCAGCACAAAGCCUUGACGGCCCGCAGGGCACGUUACCGUUGGCAACUGUUCCUCACCCUGGUCAACAACCCCUCCGUGCUAGGCUACCGCAAACACUUCCAGUCCCCGGCCUCCGACAGCGCCAUCAACGGGAGCCUCAACCGCCCCUCUAAAGAAGGCACUGCUAGCACUGACAGCCCUGCCUCGAAUUAAAGGUAGAGUAGCUACAGCAUGUCAUUUUUAUAGCAGUUUAUUUCCAGAAAUGUAUGUUGCCCACCUUUCACAAAUGUUACUUUUUCAUGAAUAUUUACCACCAUCAUCAAUUUCUAUGUAUUCAUUAUGACUUGGAAAUGCACAGUUUUCAAAAAUGGAUUGCUGGAUCUUCUCCAUGUCAACCAUUACAAAGCAAAACUUACAGUAUAUUGGUCAUACCAGUAAUUAUUUACUUUAUUACUAAGUAAAUAUUCAUGAAAAUAUCUAAUUUGUAAAUAGGCAACAUACAUUUUGAAAAUAAACAACUAUUCUAAAAUGACAAACUGGACCUUUAAAGCACCUAGCGCACAACCCAGUGGAUGAACGCUGGCUUCUCGGAUCAGGAUUCUUGUUAGACUGGUUCCCAGCAUGUUUGUCUGGAAAGAGCAUAGUGUGUCCUCCACAAGGAUCAUUCCUAUCACGGGAACUCAGCCACUAUCGAUAUCCAUCUGGCCGUCACAGGACUACUGUAGAGGAUGCUGUUGUAACAUGCGGAUGUCUGGCUGUACAGUACGAGACAGCUCCUGGGGUGUCUGUUUGUCACCUCUGUCUGUAUUAUUGUACAAUAUUAUAUUAGAGUAUGACUUUAGUUCUUCAUCACCGAUAUCAGGCCUAAGCCAGACAUGCAGUUGUUCGUUUUCUUAAAAAAAAAACAGUGGUCAGUAUACUGUAGAUAGGAAGACACAGUAGGUCAGGUCUGGUUCAAUAGCAUGAAUCAGCCAUGUUACAUGCAUUUAAAAAGGAUACAAGGCCACCGUUUACGGAACUCUACAAAACAUAAGUAGGCUGCUUCCAUUUGUUUUAUUUUUGUUUUGUUUUGUUUUAUUCUGUAAGAGCCAGAAAUAUUUUAUGACAUCAAAAAUGUACAUGGUUGAUUCGAAUUGUGCUGCACUGUUAGCAUGUAUGUGUUGAAUUUGUUAUGGUAUGUGUUUUCCAUGUUUUCGUAAAAGAAUAGUUUUCUUGAAAUUCUUGUUUUCCUUGUUUUGUUCUCAACUAUUCUUUGUUGCAUCAACCUGCUGUUUUCGUCCCUAACAAUAAAAACUAAA